CCGCGCUCGCAUGGCCGCGCCGCGCCGCGCCGCCGCCGCCGCGGGGCCGGGGGGGGCCGCGGGAGGAGGAUGAGGCGGACGGCGGGGCGGCGGCGGCGGCGGCGGCGCGGAGGAUGAAGUGGAGCGUGCGGGGAGCCUGCGCCGCGCUCUCCAGCUGCCUCCUGCUCGCCUGCGCCCUCAGCGCCGCCGCCGUGGGCCUCAAGUGCUUCUCGCUGGGCUCCGAGCUCAAGGGCGAGCCCUUCCGCCUGGGCACCGCCGCCGGCGCCUUCUACUCGGGGCUGCUGCUGGCCGCCGGCCUCUCGCUGCUCGCCGCUGCGCUGCUCUGCUGUCGCCCGCCCGACGAGGCGCCCGUGGCGCCGGCACCGACCCCAGCACCGGCACCGGCCUCCGCUUUGGCCCCGGCCGGGGACCCGGACCCGGCGAGCGGCGGCCCCGGCGGGGCGGAGGCGGCGGCCGCGCCGUCGGGGCCGGUGGAGAAGGCGUCGCCCGGGGGACGGCAGAACUUCCUGCUUCUGGGGGUGCUGGUGUUCAUGCUGGGCGUGCUGAGCGCCUUCGCCGGCGCCGUCAUCGACGGCGACACCGUGUCGCUGGUGGAGAGGAAGUACUCGCACUAUUGCCUGCUGCAGCCCGGCGGCGCGGCCCGCCCGCGCAGCGGACCCGCGGCCCCCGACGGCACCGCCGCGGCGCUCCGCUGCCAGAAGCUGCGGGACUACCAGCAAGGCUUGGUGCUCUCCACGGUCUUCAACGCGCUGGAGUGCCUCCUGGGCCUGCUCAACCUGCUUCUUGUCAAGAACUACAAGGCCGCGCAGCAGCGCGGACGGAGGCGGCGGCGGCGGCGAGCGGCCCCGGCGGCAGCGGCGGCGGGCGGGCGGCGGCGGCGGCGGAGGGGCGGCGGCGGCGGGCGGCGGGCGCCGCGCCACAGCCAGGGCUCCCUCUUCUCCGGUGGCGAGCCCGAGCUCAGCCCCGGGGAUUGCCCCUUCCAGGCCGUCUCCUACAUCAACGUGGGCGUCUUCCACGUCUUCGACGAGGCCGGCGUGGAGGUGCACUGCGGCGGACAUCCCUCCGUCGAGCUGCCCGGCUACUCGCCCAUGGACCCCGAGCUCAACGCCUCCUACCCCUACUGCUACCCUCUGCCCAGCGAGCAGCCCCCCGCCUAUGAGGAGAUCUACCCCGGGGAGCCCUGCGCUCACGGCACUUAGCGCCGAGCGCCGCCGGGACGCCCGGCUCCCCGCCCGGCCCCCGGAGCGCCGUGACCGCCGGGAGCGGGCCCGCCCGCGCUCCGCAGCCGCGGGGCCCGGGGACACUUCUCGCACCACCGACGGGAUGGUCCCGCCGCCGCGGGCGCAGCGGGACACGGCCGGCCUGCCGCCGUGCCUCUGGCUCUGCGGAAGCUUCUCCUCCCUCCCUGCUCUCCCCUUCCUUCUCCCCCUUCCCUCCCCCACACCGACCCUUCGUCCGCCGGCGGCUGAAUUUUCCGAAGGCUGCGCAAGAAACGCCUAAGGGUUGGUUCCUCCCGUCGCCUCUCCUCUGUAGCCAAGUUUAGUUCCCUUCAAGUGAUUCAUCAGUCUCCAGCUUUAGCAGUCCAGAGUUACCCAUUUAUGAUAACCAGCCAGUGUAAGGAAAAGGUGUCAUGAAGCUUCUUUACCUCUCAAAAGAGCUAAAUUUCUAAACAACGCAGAGACAUUUGUGUCACGUUUACUAGAGGUGUAUUGGGGAUCUUUAACGUUUACACUACUCCUUGGGAGAAUUGAGUUCUGUUUUAAGAUUUAGUGAGUUAAAACAUUCGUUGGUCUUGUAAGAUGCACAUUGAGAAAAACCUGCACUUUGACAAAGAAACAGGAAAAAAAUCAACAACGUUUUUGUACACUAACGUGCCUGCUUUUGUUGAUAACUUCUUACUGUAAAAGCUUUCAGAAGUCUAUAGUGAAAAUGUUUGGUACAUUCACUGCAGUUUAAAAUUGAUGAUUAGUUCCUUUACUAAAAUAACUGAGAUGUUGCUAGGAUAUGGCAGUUAAAAAGGAAGUCCAAAUGUAGUACACAUUCCUUUUUGUAAACAGGUUCUGUGUUUUUAAUGCAAGGCAGGAUUUCUUUUUGUUUUGCACAGGUGAAGGGUAUAAUUCUAUUUUGUACAACUACAUGGUUUUCCUUGUAAAGAGUUCCAUUUUACCUGUUACAAUUCAUCAAUCUGGAUUGUCAAGGUGGAUGCAAACCUGAUCAAUUCUUGUCACUGAAGGGUGAUUACUGCAAGACUUCUGCCUUAAGUAGCAAAACCAGUGAGAACAGAAGAGAAACAUGUAUGUGCUAGCAAAUCUCCGUUUUGCCUACCCGAAGUAAUGACAAGACUUCUAUUUGCCCUAUGGCUUGUUGUUUUAAUUUGCUUCCAGCUUUACUCACAUUGGUUCAAAGGGAGGGAGGAAUAAGCUCAGUACUACCGUUUUGGUCACAGUGAAGUACUGAUUUCGUAGAGGAUUGCUUUCAGCUUUCGUGUCCCUUCUGCAGGUAAUGGUGGUUAGGCAAGGUGGAAAAUCAAGUCUGCUGUCUUUGAUGAGACAGGAUUUGCCUUCAUGUGGAAAAAAUUUAUUCCCACCAGCCUAUUAGCAAUUCACAUGAAUUAUUUUCACACUCCAACAUCCUUGCUUAAAACUUACUUAUACAUUGUAAUUGACAGACAGAAUAUACAUGAAUCUAAAAACAGGAAAAAAAAUUAUGUUAGAGGGGAAAUUGUAUUAAAGUAGUACAGAUUUUACUCAAAGUUUGAUUUCACUGUAGGACUUCUUUGGUUCACCAAAAUGCGCUAUAGCGGCUGGUAUAACUUAGAUAUAUUUCAGACAUACUGUUUAAUAAUCAGAAAAGGUUUCUGAAUGUUCACAUGAAAAUGGCAAUCUGUUUCUGCUUUUGGAUACAGUACAUAUGAAAACCUUUUCUUCAUUUUGCCAUUUAAUCCAAGAUUGAUCCUCAAGAAAAUGUCAGUAAUUGAUCUUGUAACUUUAGGAUCAAUAAAAUAAGUUUUAAAGCACAGCAUAUCCUAUAAGAAAAGCC
Molecule: messenger RNA, 3039 nt
Organism: Prinia subflava (tawny-flanked prinia)
Lineage: Eukaryota; Metazoa; Chordata; Aves; Passeriformes; Cisticolidae
Gene: TMEM271
Product: transmembrane protein 271
Exons: 2
Coding region: 114-1199 (361 amino acids)
Source: RefSeq, a predicted model, not a curated record